AUGUCAUCUGGAGAUAUGUUCAAUCGCUACACCGCACCCAUUGCUCCCUCGAGCAGGAAGAAAGAGAGCAAGCGACACUGCAGAGAAGGUAACAAGGCCCCUUCAACCAAGAAGGCCCGGACUGAGGAUCUUCCAAAUGCCGCUCCCUCAAAACAAACAACGCCCACUCCGGCACCACUCGACCAGGAGUCUCCCCCUGCUCCAGCCGACCAGAACUCUACUCCUCUAGCGCCUGCCGACCAAACACCUCACGAUCAACCUGGAGACGCCCUGACCAGUACCAUGGGAUUGGUGACUAUAACUUCUAGUUGGCACCGCACGGGGGCUUUGGUAACCCAGACCAAAGACUCUGAUUCCAAGCACAUUAAGAAGACGAAGGCGCUCGAGGGGAAAAAUGCUGAAUUGCUUGAGAAAAACACAAAACUGCUCGGAAAGAACACUGAACUGCUCGAGCAAAACUCUAAGCUGGCCGAAGAGCUUCAGCAGUUUCAGACUGCCCUAGCCAAAGUCAAUGAAGGCAAAGAGAAGUUUAGGGAGUGUGCUAAACUUAACUACCAAGAGUCCAAAAAGCUUGAGGCCGAUCUAAUCGUGAGCAGAAAGGAGACUGAGGAGCUGGAGGUACGCGUCAAGGAGCUUGAGGAGACUAAUGUCCGCAACUUCGAGAAGUAUAGGGAAGCCACCUACCUUUGCUUCUAUGAGUUCAGGAAGCAUAAUCGUGGGGAAAACUUCAAUGAUCUUUCUGAGCGCUUGAGGCGAACUAAAAUAGCCUGGUACACCGCUCACCUGGAGGAAGAAGAAAGAGCUACCAUUCCUACCUCCCCAGAAAUCUCCCUAGCAAUGGGGAUUGAUGGCGCGGAAAAUGAAGUUGGAACCACUGUGGACCAGGACAUUCCUCAAGACCCUCCUGCCUCGUAG
Messenger RNA from Humulus lupulus (European hop), 915 nucleotides. RefSeq lists its product as uncharacterized. NCBI's taxonomy places the organism in Eukaryota, Viridiplantae, Streptophyta, Magnoliopsida, Rosales, Cannabaceae. Bases 1 to 915 code for a protein of 304 amino acids. The record is from RefSeq and is a predicted model, not a curated record. The transcript is spliced from 2 exons.